UUAAAGUCCUCAGUUUCUCUCCGAAAUCUGUACAAAACGCAGAUUGCCUCCCCUCCCUCUCUCUCUCUCUCUAGAAUUUGAUAUCACUCGUUCAUCCCGAAUACCAUGCCGUUUUGCGAGGUUGCGUCGCCGCAGAAUGCCGCCUCGGCGGACGCGAACCUCAACGACGGAAUCAAAAUCUUCUACCAAACGUACGGCCGCGGACCGACCAAGGUCCUCCUCAUCAUAGGUUUGGCGGGGACUCACGACUCGUGGGGCCCACAGAUUCAGGGACUGACGGGGUCCGUUGCACACAAUGACGACGAGAGGACGUCAGCCGCUGACUGCUGCGGCGAUGAGGCUGGUUUUAGCGGCGGUGACAUCGAGGUGUGUGCCUUCGACAACCGCGGCAUGGGUCGGAGCUCCAUCCCCACUAAAAAAUCCGAAUAUACAACAAGAACAAUGGCAAAGGAUGCAAUUGCAUUGAUGGAUCACUUAGGGUGGACAGAAGCCCAUGUUUUUGGGCAUUCGAUGGGAGCUAUGAUAGCUUGCAAAUUAGCAGCAAUGGUGCCCGAUAGAAUUCUGUCGUUGGCUUUGCUUAAUGUGACCGGGGGAGGUUUCGAAUGUUUACCAAGGCUUGACCGACAAACAUUAUCCAUUGCUGUCCGGUUUUUGAAGGCAAAGACUCCCGAGCAAAGGGCGGCUGUAGACUUGGACACGCACUACUCGAAGGGAUAUCUUGAAGAAUAUGUUGGAUCCAACACGAGAAGGGCGAUGUUAUAUCAAGAAUAUGUCAAAGGCAUAUCAGCAACCGGGAUGCAGUCCAACCAUGGUUUCGAGGGUCAAAUCAAUGCAUGCUGGACGCAUAAAAUGACACAGGAGAUUGAAUUGAUCCGCUCAGCAGGAUUUCUCGUUUCAGUCAUUCACGGCAGGCAUGACGUCGUUGCUCAAAUAUAUUAUGCAAGGAGACUGGCAGAGAAGCUGCAUCCUGUUGCUAGAAUGGUAGAUCUUCCUGGAGGGCAUCUAGUGAGUCAUGAAAGGACCGAGGAGGUAAACAAAGCUCUUAUGGAGUUGAUCAAGGCAACGGAAGCAAAGACCGAGCCACAUGAUUGGACAAAUUUGCCUGAAACAAGUUCGGGGUGGAUGGUUACAAGAAUUUCCCGUAUCAGAAAAAGCAGCGCAGAAGGGAGAAGUGUGUCAUUCACGCCCAGCAUAUCCGAAAGGCUACAUCUUUUCCUCUUUGGCCUCUUUUCAUUGGCAUUGGAGAAUGGAAGGAGAGCCCUCAGAACCAUAAAACCGGCAAGAGUCGGACAUGCCAUCGCAUAAGCUGCUGCUGAUCGUCAAAGAACCCCCCGCAUUUCUUUCAACUGGGGUUCAUCGAUUUUUCAUUCCAUCGGCACUGGUGAAUGCUGCGUCAAGUGUUCUUCCCCGAAACCGGGAUUUGUUAACAAGAUAUGAGGCCUUUUAUACAGAUAUGUUGCAACCGGAGGCAGGAACGGAGAGAGGAUCACAAGGGCCAAUAUUUAGGCGGAUCCCAAUCCUCAAUUCACUUGCAACAUAUCAAGAUAAUAUUUUAUCCAUUUAUACUGGAGACAAACAAGUCUUUACAGAUUGUACGCUUUACAGAAUGAGAGCAAACCAGAAAUAGGGUGUUUCUAUUUUUA
Molecule: messenger RNA, 1643 nt
Organism: Pyrus x bretschneideri (Chinese white pear)
Lineage: Eukaryota; Viridiplantae; Streptophyta; Magnoliopsida; Rosales; Rosaceae
Product: putative carbamate hydrolase RutD
Source: RefSeq, a predicted model, not a curated record